UUGCUUUGCUUGCAAUCAGUGCAUUGUGGUUUAUGGCAGACAUUAUGUUUGAGUAUAAAGUCAUCACAUGAAUAAUCCAUCUGCCAUUCAAUGUCUUUUUGCUCCCUUGCAGUUGAAAGUCCUAGCCUCUAAAUCUGCCAACAAAGAGACAAAACAGUGGAGUUUUGAGAGGAAAGUUUGAAGCUUUGAUCACAGUUCAUCAUUAAAGCCACUGUUUUUGUCUCUGGGUUCUUGGGAUUCUCUGUUGUCUUAAGUUUUCUACUUCUGGGUAGAUGUUUUUGUUCAUUCUUGCAGGUUUUUGAAGGUUUGGGAUUUUCCAGCUGAUAUAAAGAUUGCUCCUUUUUGAGGUUUCAGAAUGUUGGCGUUCUUUAGUUUAUGGUUUUGUUAGAUUUUAAGGUUCUUGGUCUUGAAUCUUGACAUACAUGUUCUCUUCCAAUCAAAUCAACAUGCAGCUUGAAUGUUUUUCAUCCUAAAGAUGAUGUUUUUGCUUAGUUUUGGUGUGCAGAUCUUGUUGAGUGAAAGGGGAUGGAGGGAUAUCUGGGAAAGGGUGAGGAAUGUCUUCAGCUGUUAGAUUUGAUUCCGAGCCAGACAGAUUGUGUAGAGAUGAGGGAAGGAAAAGGCUAUGGCGUUUCAGACGAGGAAGAAGAGCUCGAGCUCAGACUUGGUCCUCCAGGUGGAGACAUCGUCUCAGUUGUCCCUUUUGGCUCAUCCAGUGUUGCAGAGAGAAGGGCGAAGGAAUUUUCGUCGUUUCAAUCAGUGCAGCUCGGUUGUAUUCAAGGAGGAGAAAGAUCACAGGUUUCGGGGAACGAGGCAGCUCCAUCUGCGCCCAACGCCUUUCAGAAACGAUCUGCUCCUUCUUCAGUUGUGGGGUGGCCGCCAAUUCGUUCAUUAAGAAAGAAUCGCGCUAGCAGCAAUUUCCUAAAGCCAAAUUCUGAGUCACAAAAUCUGGUUGAAAGUAGCCAGAAAGGGCUGUUUGUCAAGAUCAACAUGGAUGGUGUGCCCAUUGGAAGAAAAGUGGACCUUAAAGCCUGUGACAGCUACAAAAAACUUUCUUCUGCUGUUGAUGAACUUUUUACAGGACUUCUCGCAGCUCAAAAUGGGUACAAGGAAGGAGGGAAGGUGUUUGCUAGCUUGUUAGAUGGAAGAGGAGAAUAUGCCCUAAUUUAUGAGGAUAAUGAAGGAGACAGAAAGCUUGUUAAGGAUGUUCAAUGGCAUGUAUUUGUAUCCACUGUGAAGAGGUUGCGCGUGUCGAAAACCUCAGAAAGAACUAUCUACUCCAAACCCAAACCGUAGAAAGCAGAUAAAGCUGUGAGCUUUGCUGUGAUGAAGCAGGCUAUACAAUGAAGGAAGAAAAGAAUCUUUUUUUGCAGAGAUCAUCUGUGGCAUUGUUUCUGCAAUAACUGACUGUUUUUAAUUAGGGACAAUUCAAAUUCAUUCUAGGUACCAUGUACAUUAUGGUAUGGAUUUCUGUAAUAUAAAAGCUGACACAUCAAUUGAAGCAUUUGUUCCAUCUCAA
Messenger RNA from Ipomoea triloba (trilobed morning glory), 1516 nucleotides. Its product is annotated as auxin-responsive protein IAA26-like. The coding region runs from base 526 to 1293 and encodes 255 amino acids. Gene Ontology annotation, biological process: regulation of DNA-templated transcription. The transcript has 5 exons. NCBI's taxonomy places the organism in Eukaryota, Viridiplantae, Streptophyta, Magnoliopsida, Solanales, Convolvulaceae. The record is from RefSeq and is a predicted model, not a curated record. Gene Ontology annotation, molecular function: protein binding. Gene Ontology annotation, cellular component: nucleus.